Molecule: messenger RNA, 1215 nt
Organism: Pyricularia oryzae 70-15
Lineage: Eukaryota; Fungi; Ascomycota; Sordariomycetes; Magnaporthales; Pyriculariaceae
Exons: 4
Coding region: 1-1215 (404 amino acids)
Molecular function (GO): O-methyltransferase activity
Source: RefSeq, a predicted model, not a curated record
AUGGCAGACCUGGAAUCCCUCUCGCAGUCGGCCGACGCCCUCGACGAGCUGGCCGCCAAGCUGAGCGCCCGGGCCGGUGAGCUCCGGGCGGCCGUCGAGGCCCGCGACGAAGCAGCCGCGCGCACGCGCCGGUACGAGGCGCUGGACGCCGCGCAGGACGUGGUGUCGCUGCUCAAGAACCCGUCGGAGCAGUGGGCCGACACGCUGCAGAACGUCGCGCUGACGGGCGUGGUGCGCCAGUUUCAGCAGUGGAAGGUCUUUGACGCCAUCCCCGCGGCGCCGGGGAGCAGCAUAUCCUACGAGGAGCUGGCGGGAAGGACUGGGGUGCAACUGCAACUGCUGCGGAUGGUCAAGCAGGAGGGCGUUGAUCGCAUCUCCCACACCCCGAGGUCACUAAACUACCUGGAGGGUACACAUGGAGCAGACUUUCACAACACAAUGUACAGCUUGGCCGUCAAGGCUUUUGCCAUGCUGGUCGAGUACUUUGACAAAUACGGGCCGCGCGAGCCCGAGGAGCAGAACCACAUCCCCGUCACCUUUGCCAUGGGGACGCCGGAGCUCACAUUUUGGGGCCACCUGGAGCGCCACCCGGAGCUCAUCGCCCCCUUUAUGCACAGCAGCGCACCGUCGGCGGCCAGGAUGCCCGUGACGGGCGUCUACGACUUUGGCUGGGUGGCCGAGGAGGCCAAAAAGGACCCGGGAGGCGAUCGCGUGCUGUUCAACGACGUCGGCGGCGGCACCGGCCACUGCAUCGUCGCCAUCCAGGCCGAGAACCCGGCCAUACCAAUGGAGAGGUUCAUGCUGCAGGACCAGCCACACAUUAUCGAUCAGCUGAAGAGGGAUGCUACAGAGUCUCUCAGGGGGGUCAAGAUGGCGAGCCUGGACUUCAACAAGGAGGCGCCUGAAAAAGGCGCCCUAAUCUACUAUCUCCGGCGCAUCGUGCACGACUACUCGGACAAGCUGGCGGUAAACAUACUCCGGAACACGGUGGCGGCCAUGGCUCCCGACAGCAGGAUCCUCAUCGCCGAGGACGUGGCGACCAACCCGCCGCACCCCCUCACGGCCAUGAUGGACAUGCUGAUGCUGGCCGUCGGCGGCAAGGAGCGGACCCUGGAGGAUUUCGAGGCCGUCAUCAAGGAGGCCGGCCUGAGGAUCACCAGCGUCGCGAGGAGUGCAGACUCGCCCAUGGCCGUCAUUGAGUGCGUCAAGGCUUGA